Messenger RNA from Owenia fusiformis, 1337 nucleotides. The record is from the annotation of a GenBank genome assembly. Lineage: Eukaryota; Metazoa; Annelida; Polychaeta; Sabellida; Oweniidae.
ACAGCAUAUCAAGAUGGUACUUCUACUAGAAUUUAUCGCUCUUAAAGUAGUGAUAGACAAUUGGGCACAAUUUACCAAAUGUGCGCCGAGGAUAAGAUUAGCAUUUCCUGUCAAUAAAAGCCUUCAUAUGUGUACUCAGGACCUUAUGACGGAAGACACUGCUAAUUUUAAACUAAAAUUGAAGCUUAGGGUAAGGAUUUUAGAACCAGUUAGGUAUUCAAGACUCAUGGGACUAUUAUUGCCCUUACUAGGAGCAUUGGGAUUUGACUGCUCAUACAUUGUAGUUUUUUGAUGGAGCUACUGUGGUUUUCAAAGUGAUUCGUAAUGGCAUAGUGGGACAUUACCAGAAGUCAGAAUACAAUUUUGACUAUCCACAUGGAACAUGUGAAGAAAUGUUACUUGGCAUAUAUCCAACGAGAGUGAUACAGAACGGCCAUCCAAACGGUUAUGAUGAACAUAUGACAACAAUACACAAUUGUUGUAUAUUAGCCAUUAAAGAUGAGCCUAUUAUCCAGUUACAACAAUGGCGUAUCAGUGUUGGUUUUGUUAUGUUACGAUCUCCCCAUCAUUUGGAAGCCUUACUCCCAGCUCAAUGGUAUAGGAUACUAUCUGAAAAAGACCGAUUACAAAUUGUGAAUUUUGAUCUACACGAUAUUAGGUCUGCCGCACGCUGUCCUGCGUUUUAUACAUCACUGUCCGUGAGAACAUAUUCCAAUGAAUGGCAUGGGGAUCCCACUUAUCUCUCACUUCAAAAAGUUCAGGAAUCAUUGGACUUUGGCCUGUUGAAAUCGUUAAUCGCCAUUUGGGAGUUCACAUGCCUCACUACACCAAGCGUUAAUGUGGAAGUUGCCAAAUUAAAUACGUAUUGUUUUAAAAUACCCCAUGGCAACGGUUGAUAUGACAUGACAGAGGUUACUAUAGAUACUGGCAUAGUGGGACAUUACCAGAAGUCAGAAUACAAUUUUGACUAUCCACAUGGAACAUGUGAAGAAAUGUUACUUGGCAUAUAUCCAACGAGAGUGAUACAGAACGGCCAUCCAUCAACGGUUAUGAUGGACAUUAUGACAACAAUACACAAUUGUUGUAUAUAAGCCAUUAAAGAUGAGCCUAUUAUCCAGUUACAACAAUGGCGUAUCAGUGUUGGUUUUGUUAUGUUACGAUCUCCCCAUCAUUUGGAAGCCUUACUCCCAGCCCAAUGGUAUAAGAUACUAUCCGAUAAAGACAGAUUACAAAUUGUGAAUUUUGAUCUACACGAUAUUAGGUCUGCCGCACGCUGUCCUGCGUUUUAAACAUCGCUGUCCGUGAGAACAUAUUCCAAUGAAUCGCAUGGGGAUCCC